AUGCAAAUACAAAGAUUAUUAGGAUCAGGUUUCUCACUAAUGGAGCGUCUAACUGUCACAAAGACGAGAAAUCGUCGGUCCAUCGAAGCACCUCACGCUAGAAACGAAACAUUACAACAGUCUUCCAAAAUAUCACCUAAAAAUAACAUAAAUUUCGGUUUUAAAUCCAGUCCUAUUAGAUCCUUAUCGACAAAAUCUCCAGAAAAACGGCGUAGCUCUGAAGGUGCUAGGCCCAGCUGCAUACCAUUGUCAAAAAGAAACCCCGAAAAGUCCACGCGCAACUCGACUUCACCUACUAAGCAGGAAACCGUGAAAGAAACGACAUCGAAAGUAGAUAAUACGAAAUCUAAAUUAGAACCACCCAGAGGGAGGUCUUUACGUAGAAGUCCUGAAAAAGUAAAGAGCGAUUUAGGAAAUUCACGUAAAGAUAAAGUUCAACGAGCUCAAAAAGUUAGUGAGAGUCUUAAAGAAAAUUAUCAUAAUUCUAAAAAAAGACUGACUAGUUUAGAUAAUUCUUCGAAGAGUGAAAAUGCGACUACAAGUUUACCUAGUAAAAUUAUAUUGAAUGUUAGCGUAAAUACUAAUUCCACUGUGGACGCUCAUGUUGGUAACUUAAGCAAUUUAAAGAAUUCUUCAAAAAUGUCUACGCUUCAUGAAACUCGACCACACGCUACUGCGACCACAAGUUCUCGACUCUCGCAGGAAAUGGACAGUUUAGCUGCUUUGACAAAACAAACUUUAGAUAGGGUUAAUAAAUUAUCAAAUAACUUAAAUAGCAAUAAAUCUCAUGUAACCGUACCAGAUCCUCCACGUUAUGAUUCUCUUUUUACACCUACAUCUGAACAAAAAAAUAAUAGUCAUACAUAUAAUUAUGGUCUUACAAAUGAUGGUCCUAUUGUAAACAGAGGUGUAACUGAAAGAUUAAAAGAUAUAGACACGGCAGCACAGAGAUUGAUCGAUUUUGAAAAACAAUCUGCAAUAUUCUCUGAUCUCAAUAAUGAUUCAUCUAGUCAAAAUCGUCGUGCCGAGGCCUCGUCGACGUGUCAUCACACGCCCGUGUCUAUCUUAAAAAGAAAAUCCAUUCAUGAAGAGAACAAUAUAACAAAUCCUCCUAAUCAUUCCAUUACAUCACCUCCCGUAACGUUUUCACCGAGUGUGAUUGAGUCACGUAACAGUCGUACUGAUAAUAGGAAGCGUCAAGGUAUCCUAAAGAAAAGACGUAGUUUGGAUGAAUCACAGGUUGCACGGAGAAGAUCGUGCAGUCCAGAAGUAUCUUUUGCAGAUGAUGAUUCGCCCGAUACUUGUAAGCCCAUAUUAAAGAAUAGACGUUCAUCUUUAGAAGAUGUCGUGAGAAAUCGAUCUCCAGAUGGACAAAUCCAAGGUAUUUUAAAAAGAAAAAUGAGCCGUGAAGAAGAUCAUUUAAAUGAUGAUGUCUCUCAUGGUUCACCAGAGCCUCAAGGCAUAUUAAAACGGAAAUCUAAUUCAAGCUCGAGUAGCAGUACUACUUCUUCACACGUAUCUAUAGCCCAAGCUGUGCUGCUGGCAGCCGCAGGGGGUGCUGAGAUCGUAGAAGAAGACAAAGAAACCGUUCGGCCGAUACUUAAGAAAAAGAGUUUUUCUGAAGAAAGACCUUCUCCUGAUAUUUUACACCCAGAAACACCGAAACCUAUUCUCAAGAAAAAAACUAGUGAAUUCGACGAUCAUGAUUUUGACUUACCUAAAAAACCCAUCCUCAAAUCUUCAAGAAAAUUAUGUGGCGAUGAGGGGCACACCUCUAGUUUCGAUUUGAGUGAAGAUGAUAGAAGUUCACGGAGAUCUUCAUUGCUUAGAUCAAGGGCAUCAGAUUAUUCGGGUUCAGAAUGCGAGGCGCCAGUUAAACCAAUUUUAAAGCAGAGAGGCUCGAGUCUCACUAGGGAACGCAGCCAAUCGCCACGCCCACGGCUUUCAUUUUGUGCAGACAACGACGUGAAUAUUAGUGCGACGAAUUUUAGUAGCGACGCGAACGACUUGUUGGCGGCCGGACCGCGGCGAGUCUUGAAUCUCGCGUCCGAACCGGAAGAAAAUUUUCCAAGUGCUGUAAUUCGACGGAGAAAUCUACGACCUAAAGCGAAUCCUCGGUCAAUGAGCUUAGUGUGUGACGUAAACGAUGAAUUACUCUCGAUUUUAAAUAAUCGCAGAUUGAAAGUAGAUGAAAAUUGUGAAAACGGCCACAGUGAUUGGGCUAGGGACAAAUGUGAAAUUGACAACAAUCCCAAAACCUUUCCUUCAAUUGCGUCUCGAAUAAAGAACAUGGAGGAGGCACUGACAAAAGACAAUUUUCUAAAAGAUCAACCCUCAACGUCUAAAGUGAGGAAUCGAGAUAAAGAGCGUUACAAAACCCAACCAGUAACCAUAGACGAAAUGAGAUCAAUUAAUUACAGUUUGGAGCCGGGCCAAGCGAAUUUCCAAGCGUUCGGCAUCGCGGGCUGUAGUUUUCCAAAUCGUCCCGUCGAGUCCGGUGCUGUUCUCUCGGCCAAGGGCCCAUACUUAGGGGAACCUGAAAAGGAUCCUUUCGCAGACCUCGAACCACUACCAUUUAAUUCCAAUUUAUUCCACACGAACCUUCCAAUUAUUAAUGGUGUUUCGAAGAAUGCUAUUCUCAAGGACGAUAGUUUCGGUGAAGCAACUUUUUUAGAUUUCGAAAAGAUUUGCGCUGACAGUGAAGCCAAACAAGCAACACUUGAUGAAAUCGAACAAGAAGUAAACAAAGUUCGCGUGGCUUUGGAAGAAGAUAGCCGCGCUCUGGACGAAGAGGAUUGCAAUCAAGUUGAAGCCGACAACUGGAGUCUGAACGUGUCUUGUGAUAGCGGGGUUUAUAAUCGCGCUUCUUCCCGCGACUCCGGGCCGCAUUCUGGCGAGGAGUUGGGUUUGAUUGAGAGUCAAGAAAUACAUGAAAACCACGCAACGAACAGUAGCAACGACUGGUCUUCACCGUCUAUUGAACAAGACCUUCUCAAGAUGGAACGUGUAAGAAAGUCUACGGAGAACGAAGUUCUCCAAAGUCUCGAAGAGAACGGGAGUGAUGAGGAGAACAUUAAUAAUUCUUCCGGAUUUGCUCUUGGGUUAGUGAAGAGUAAUAGUGUCGUCGCAAGAGCCAGCAUGUGGCAACAGCUUCAACAACAAGCUAAAGGCACACCGAAACCAUUGAUUCGUCACAGUCGCUCAAAGGUAAAGGAGGGGCCUUCAGUGACGGAUCGGUUCAAAACUCAACCGAUUGUGAUGAGAUCUCCAGAUUCCACGAGUCCUUCAAAUGAAAUAUCUCUAGCUCAGUCCAAAAGCACCGCUAAUGUCCUCGAUAGAGAUGAAGACGCUAAGUUAGAUGAAGAUGAUCCGGCGAAAAUGUCUCUAGCCGAGAAAAUGAAGAUGUUUAAUGCGAAAUUGACCCAUAAACCACCAGUUUCUGGUCUACCUAAGUCCAAAGAUGACAGAGUGCCUCGGGCUUCAAGGUUAAGGACUAUGCCAGUUCUAGCAAGCCAAGUACAAGAGGCCAUGGAACAAAAUGAAAGGCUAACCAAAUCUCUAACUCACGAAGACGUACCAAGAAAUACAGAUUUUCAACUAAAAAUGGAAUUAUUUAGAUCAGCGAGCGCAAGGAAUACGUCGUUAGAGUAUCUCAUGAAGCAGAACGCAAAAUUUAGAAGCUUAGAUCUGGAUGACGAUUCACCAACAGAAAGGGCCCAAAGAAUGAUAACGCCAGAAGUGAGGGGAAUUUUGAAGUCAGGAUCUACUGUAGUGCCUUCUAAGCCAAAUACUUUGGCCAAAGGGGAAAGCUCUGAGGGUCUAAAAGACGAAGGCAUAGACAGUUCAUCCGACGAUGAAUCAUCUGCGUCCAGUGUCUCAUCAUCAGAGAAAAGCUGUUCCUCUUCAGAUAGUUCAGACGCAAUACCGGACCCUAAACCUAGAAGAUUUCAAAGGAAAAACAAUAAACUGAAAUCAUCAAGAACAGAUUCAGACCUAACCAGGCUUCAGGACCCUUUCCCUAGAAAAAUACAACUACCAGGAGCCAAUGAGUUGAAAGAACGUCUCACUCAAGCGAAAAAUCCAGACGUUAAAAUUCCAGUGUUAGGUAAACUUGGUCGAAAACCAUCUGAAGAAGCGAAAAUCGAAGAUGAUAAGACAAGGUACAGGCGGUUCGUGAAGAAAUUAGAUGAGCCCAUACAAUUAGCGAAAUUACGGCGGCCGGUGGAGAAAACGCCGUGUGUAGAAGAAAAACCGCCAAUAUUAAAGAUUUCCUCGAUAAAUCAAGCCGCGAAAAAUAAAUUCUUUGGUCUGGAACCGAAGAAGGAGAAAAGUGUCGAUGAACUGGCAGCGGCAGUUAGGAAAUACAUACCAGUUGUCAGUAAGUCAGUGUCCAGUCACGCGAUGGAGAUAGGCGGCUCGGGCAGCGAUGGCGAGUCCAGCGGUGGGCGGGAAGUGCGACACAUCAACACACGGCGACAAAGGUUUGGCGGUGGCGUGCAGAGAAGCGCCACGAACGCCGAUAUGCCGAAUCGAGGUGGCACCAUUGCCGAAAGAUUAGCGGCUCUUCAAGCGGCGGGCGCGAACGACUGGCGCGCGAGGGUGUGCCGACUCAGCCCUGAGAGGGAAGAUUCGAAGGCAAUAGAGAGAGCCAAGAACCGGAUCAAUGAAUCCUUAAAUGUUGCUGUUGAUGACAAGAAAAAGGUGCAUAUUGAUGAAAAUGAACUAGGAUCCAACAUCUUAGCUGAUAGAAGAAACAAAUUGGAAACAGCGGCACAGGGAUGGCGGAAACGCGUACCACAGAGCGAUGCCUCCCUAUUCACGGUCGCGGGGCGUUUAGAGCGCGACAAAGUGAACAUCGCGACCCCCCCACUCACACCACCCCCCAUAGCAACCCCGCCAGCUUUAUCCCCCGCAGUCACGCCGGCUGUACCGCCACCUAACAGAUUCAGAUCUCGUAAAGCUCCAACAUCCCCUACCAAUGGCUUUGCAUCGGGCCCACUACGGUCUGCGUCGUGCGCGGUAAUGAGCGCAGUAGUGGACAAGCCAAAGGAAACACCCAAGAUUGACCGCGAAUCGUUCAAACGGAGCCAUUCCGUCAGCGAAAGCAUCAGUCGUGUUGAUGAGAAAGAAGAAAUAUCCGGUGCGGAGAAGACAGGGUGUCCCGUGAGAGUGCCUCGAGCUGAUGAUGAGACCUUCCAAGCGUUCUUCACUCCUGCCUUGCAACAAGAGAAGACUCAGUCUACUGACGUCGAAGUAGACUUGGAUGCGAUUGAUAGCGGAUCGAGGCAAUUGUUAGCAAGUGAUUGGGCUCGUAGGGCCAAGAGGGAGCGACGUCAUGUCGCCUCAAGGAACCCUCUGAGGGCGCUCGCGGCUAGAACUGACCUCAGACAGGAGUACCUCGCACAGCCUCUCACUGUUCGCGACCAGAUGCUAAAGGAGAAGAUAACAGCAAACUGUGGUUUAGCAGCCGAAGCCCUAGCAGCCCUCGCUAGUAAAGAGGACUUCUCCAACGUGGCAUUAAAAAGUGCAAACGUAACUGCGCCUGCGCAAGGCACUAAGUCCCUCAUGUUGCUACAAGUUAAGGGACGAAGACGGGUUCAGACGCGUCUCGUGGAGCCCGUACAUACAAAUGUGAACAGAGGUGACUGCUUCCUUUUAGUCACUCCCGACCAGCUGUUCCUGUAUAUAGGAUUCUAUGCCAAUGUCAUUGAAAGAAACCGAAGCACAGACAUCGCACAACAUAUACAAAACACAAAGGAUCUCGGCUGCAAGAGCUCAUCGGGUAUCAUCAAGAUCGACGAACAAACUAGAAACUUCUCGAACAAGCACUGGAACCAAUUCUGGUCACUCCUAGGCGUAACAGAAGGCAUAGAAGAGUAUAAACCGAUAGAAACCGGUCCCGCAGAUGAAGACGAAAUAUUCGAAACCUGCAUCUUACAAACAAACAUGUGCUACGAAGUUAUUGACGAUGAAUUAGUGCCAAUAAAAGAAUAUUGGGGUCAAGUACCGAAAAUCGCCAUGUUAAACCAAUCGAAAGUCAUUGUAUUCGAUUUUGGUUCGGAAAUGUAUAUUUGGUAUGGCAAGAAUGUGCCCCUCGAGAGUCGAAGGCGGGCUGCCCAACUGGCCCAAGAGCUCUUUGAUGAAGGAUAUAAUUACGAAGAGUGUCAUAUAAAUCCAUUAAAUGCCGCAGAAUACCAAGGCGCAAGAGAUGACUUAAACACAACAAAUAAAUCAGCCAAAAAUCGACCAGAAUGGGCUAUUUUAUCCAAAAUCACACAGCACAUGGAAACCAUAUUGUUUAAGGAGAAAUUUCUCGAUUGGCCCGAUUAUAGUAGAGUAAUCAAGGUCAAACCUCAAGAAAACAAAUCGAAUUCGAUGGAAAUAAACCCUUGCGAUGCUGAGGAGAUGUGGUCCAAUGAAUACCAGGACCCAGAUUUAGUUCUCGAAGGAUCUCACAUAGGUCGUGGAACUCAUUACUACGACAAAGAAUCAAUGCGACACUACGAUAUCAAAACGAAAUCAGUUUGCAAAUGGGUGAUACAAGAGUAUGAUUAUCAAAAAGUAGAAAACGAUGAGGAAAUCGGGGAGUUUUUCUCCGGUGAUAGUUAUAUUAUACGUUGGGAAUAUCAGAUCACAGUUAGUGGACGGGAAUUGAACGGCAAGCCCUCGAAGCACAAUCUCACUGGUCGAGACCGAUGCGCCUAUUUCUGUUGGCAAGGGAAAGAUGCUUCCUCAAACGAGAAGGGUGCGGCCGCGUUAUUAACAGUGGAAUUGGAUAAGGAGAAAGGUCCCCAAGUGAGAGUGGCUCAAGGCAACGAACCCCCCGCAUUUUUAAACCUUUUUCAAGGAAAACUGGUCAUACAUCAAGGAAAAAAGGGGACGGAUAAGAGCAGAUACAAGCUAUUCAUAACUCGAGGGAAUAUAUCGAAUGAAGCGUAUCUGCUACAAGUGCCCUGUUCUGUUCGACAAUUGCGCAGUCGUGGCUCUCUAGUUCUAGUCGACACUGAGAAAGCUUGCCUAUACAUUUGGCACGGAUCUCGUAGUUUGAAACACACGAAGCAAAUAGCCAUCGAGCUAGCAAACAAAAUGGUAGCGAAAAAGCCUAAUUAUUUACUCGGAUCCGAUGUGAAGAUACGUGAAAUAAAAGAGGGGGACGAGUGCAAAGAGUUUUUGGACGGUUUAGGCGUGACAAAUAAAUAUUACAACUCAGUUUUGAAUGGUGGGAAAGACAGUGGCGAUAUGACGCCUAGAUUGUUCCAUUUCACGGACUUGGGCGGUCAGUUCGAGGCCAAUGAGGUGUUGUCGCCGUUGAGACACGAACAACUGGUGACACCCUUUCCUUUUGAACAAAAGGAGUUGUAUUCGGCUUCGCAACCCGCACUGUUCCUACUGGACGACGGCAAGUGCGUGUGGGUGUGGCAGGGCUGGUGGCCGCGCGACACGCACGGGGACCUCGACCCCGCUGAGAGGAACGGUGUAGGAGCAUUUGCAGCGCGUUGGCAAGCAAUGCGAGCUGCCGCACUACGCACAGCCGAAGCCUACUGGCGCGUCUCCAGGAAUCUGGAGGGUGUUGGGGGUGCUGGAGGUGCUGGGGGCGCGUCCCCGGGGGGUGAGCCUGACGUACGCGUGGUGGCAGCCGGCUUGGAACCUCUGGCCUUCACACAUUUGUUUGAUGUGUGGCUCGAGCAUGAUGAAGCGGCUGACGCCAAUAUCGCUCACGGGUACAAAGCGGGUGAAGCGCUCGCGGGCGCUGUGGAGUUGUCGCGUCUAACGAGCUGUGACGCGGUGCUGCCGCUUGCAGCGCUGCAGCGCCGCCCGCUGCCCGACCACGUGGACCCGCACCACUUGGAGCGACACCUGUCCGCUUCUGAUUUCCUGGAGGCAUUCGGCAUGACCAAAGAAGAGUUCGAAGUGCUACCUGCUUGGAAGCAAACCAAUAUGAAAAAGGACGUUGGCCUAUUU
Messenger RNA from Brenthis ino (lesser marbled fritillary), 7962 nucleotides. Lineage: Eukaryota; Metazoa; Arthropoda; Insecta; Lepidoptera; Nymphalidae. The record is from the annotation of a GenBank genome assembly.